Dermatophagoides farinae (American house dust mite) is the source of this 688-nucleotide messenger RNA. Lineage: Eukaryota; Metazoa; Arthropoda; Arachnida; Sarcoptiformes; Pyroglyphidae. The record is from RefSeq and is a predicted model, not a curated record.
UUUUACGCCAUUUCCACAUUGUAUUGAAGUCAUUGUUUAAAUAGUGAUCACAUGCAUUGAUCACAUGAUCGAUUGCUACCAUCGACCCCUAUCAUCAUCGAUAAAUGGCAUCAUCAUCGUUGAUAAAGAGAUUAUCAGGUUCACUUCAACUUUGUACAAACUUGGCCGCGUCGUUGCUCACUCGUAAUCCGUUCAAUUGGCAGCAACAAAGAAAUGUCAUCUAUUUCACACAUAGUCAGGGCAAGUUCCGUUCGAAUAAAGCUGUGUUGCGUCGUUUCUAUCGACUGAAUUGGGGCGCUUGGAUACGACCACGUGCUGGUCGUCACAAACAUCUUUGGCGAAAACCUUACUAUCUUCGUUGGUGGGCCAAACAACACGUGUUCUGUACGGACGAACAGAAUAAAGUUCUCGAACAGAUGGUAUCGGCUCGUUACAAGAAACCAACCUACUUUGUAGAUGAUCCAUAUGAACCGUACCAGAAACGUCAUAAUCUGGUUUACGUGCCAUUAGGAAAGAAUCGUAUAUCUCGAAGUUAUAUGCAUGCACUACUCGACAAAUGAUUAUUUUGUCAGUAAUUGUGUGCAAUAUAAUUCUACUAUUUAGAAUGAUCUAUAAUUAUUAUUAGAUUGAUUCAUCAUUUAAUACAUUAAUGUUUUGUAUGAUUAAAAUUCUGAUUAUUAUCCUCUAA